AUCCGCUUGAAUUUGAUUACUGUCAUUCAGUGUUAGGUGUUCUGUGGCUGAGAUGGUACUGUCAUGAUGACGGGUGGAUGACAGGAGCUCAAAUAUGCACCCUAUUUAAUAAAGUCCAGCUGCCCUUGGGAAAAUAUUGAUUUUCAACUCAGAUUUUCAUGUCUUGUCUGAGUCUGCAUUGCAGUGCUGCUACACGAUAUUCUAAACGACAUUAUUAACAUCAUUUUAGAUAAAACAUGGCUGUCUUCAAAGUUGCUAAAUGUCCAACUGACGAACUUUCACUCUCAAACUGUGCCGUCGUAAAUGAGGCCGAUUUUCCAAAUUCAAAACACAUCAAGAUACACACUGGAGGAGGCCAGAAUUUCGUGUUUUCCAUAAAAAGUCAUCCAAGUAUAGCAAGGUACACAGUUGGGUUCAGUCUUCCUCAGAGGAAAUGGGCUGUACUUUCACUUAAUCAAGAGAUCAAUGUUGAGCCUUAUCAUCCUGAAGAAUACAUAUCCUCCAUUGUUUUGGAGGCAGAUUUCAUGCAAAAAAAGACUACUUCACAAGAGCAGUAUGACACAGAUGAGAUGGCUAAAGAAUUCCUCUAUUCUUUUCCAAACCAGAUGUUUACUGUUGGACAACAGUUAGCAUUUGCUUUCAAGGACAAAAAACUACUGUUGUUGGUGAUUAAAGAUAUUGAAGUUGUUGACAUAUCAGCAAUAAAAUCUGGUGGAGAUGCCAAGCCUAGGAAAGCAAAAAUUGGUCAACUUAUUCCCAAUACACUAGUGCAGUUUGAGAAAGCAGAGAAUUCAUCUUUGAAUUUAGUUGGAAAGUCAAAAGGGAAAGUGGUUCGUCAGUCCAUCAUCAAUCCUGACUGGGACUUCCAGAAGAUGGGCAUAGGUGGUUUAAGCAAUGAAUUCAAUGCUAUCUUCAGAAGAGCAUUUGCCUCCAGGGUUUUUCCACCUGAAAUUAUUGAGCAGUUGAACUGCAAGCAUGUUAAAGGAAUUCUGCUGUAUGGUCCACCUGGCACUGGUAAAACACUGAUGGCAAGACAGAUUGGCAAAAUGUUGAAUGCUAGAGAACCAAAAAUCGUGAAUGGCCCCCAAAUUUUGGACAAAUAUGUCGGCGAAUCAGAAGCUAAUGUUAGAAGGUUGUUUGCUGAUGCAGAAGAAGAAGAAAAGAGGGCAGGUCCAAACAGUGGUCUACACAUAAUAAUUUUCGAUGAAAUCGACGCUAUAUGUAAACAAAGAGGAUCCGUAGCAGGCAACACUGGAGUCCAUGAUACUGUAGUGAAUCAACUGCUGUCAAAAAUUGAUGGCGUUGAACAGCUAAACAACAUUCUAGUCAUUGGCAUGACAAAUAGGAAGGACAUGAUAGACGAUGCUCUACUGAGACCUGGACGAUUAGAAGUACAAGUUGAAAUCAGCCUUCCUAAUGAAGAUGGUAGAUUACAGAUUCUAGAGAUACACACUGCUAGAAUGAAACAGUAUAAGAAAAUGGGCGCAGACGUAGACUUAAGGGAGCUGGCAGCACUAACAAAGAACUUUUCUGGAGCAGAAUUGGAAGGUUUGGUGCGAGCAGCACAGUCAACAGCUAUGAACAGGUUGAUCAAAGCAUCUAGUAAGGUAGAAGUGGAUCCUGAAGCUAUGGAGAAAUUGCUAGUUGGUAGAGCUGAUUUCUUGCAUGCUCUGGAACACGAUGUCAAACCAGCAUUUGGCACAGCUCAAGAAAUUAUCAACCAGUUCUUAUCCCGGGGUAUUAUUAACUGGGGAUCGCCAGUCACUAAUAUCAUUGAAGAUGGAAUGCUGUUUAUCCAACAAGCCCGUGCUGCCGAGGGUUCAGGAUUGGUUUCUGUGCUGCUUGAAGGCCCGCCCAAUGCAGGCAAAACUGCGCUAGCUGCUCAACUUGCAAAAAAUUCUGACUAUCCAUUUGUCAAAGUCUGUUCCCCAGAAGAAAUGGUCGGAUUCACUGAAACUGCCAAAUGCUUGAGCAUAAGAAAGAUAUUUGAUGACGCGUAUAGGUCCACUCUAAGCUGUAUUUUGGUAGAUAAUAUUGAAAGACUACUGGAUUAUGGACCAAUUGGCCCGAGAUAUUCGAAUUUGACUCUCCAAGCGUUGCUUUUAUUACUUAAAAAACAACCGCCUCCUGGUAAAAAGCUUCUGGUACUGUGCACAUCGAGUAGAAGACAAGUGCUUGAAGAAAUGGAAAUGCUCUCAGCAUUCACAGCUGUCCUUCACGUCCCAAAUUUGUCAAAAGCAGAGCAUCUAUUGAAUGUCCUGGAAGCAUCAGAUGUUUUCUCGAAUCAAGAAUUGAAACAGAUUGCUCAUCAGGUUCAUGGAAAGAGGAUCUUCAUCGGAAUCAAGAAACUCUUAGCGUUAAUCGACAUGGCCAGGCAGACAGACGAAAGGAUCCGAGUGAUCAAGUUUAUCACAAAAUUGGAAGAGGAUGGAGCAUUGGAAGACCCUGGAAUGGCUUAAAUAAAGAAAUGACGUCGAUUAUAUGGCAAUAUAAUUACUUAUUAGUAAGACAUUUAGUCAAUUCGUAACAGUGUUAGUCAUACGUACUAGACUAUUGAUUAGUAGGAUAACUUUGUUAGUGAUCGUAAUAAUUCAACGCUAAAUUUUGGAAGCCACAAGAGCGUGUUAGUUAAAGAGUGUAGGUGUUGAAACGUCGCAGUAUGAAUAUUUUUGUGAAAUUAAUUUUGGUUGAUAUUCGACAAUCGAGACAUUAAAAUGACCUUGUAUUUUUGGUAAAAAAGGACUAUUAUCAGGCAAAAUAGAGAUCAUAAUGAAGUUAUUGAUACUUUCAAUGGUGUAUAUUAAUGUAAAGCGUAAAUUAUGCAUUUAAAAUAUAAUUUAUCGAAAGUACUGUUAUGUCUCGUCAUUAAUGCAUUUGACAUGAAGUUUUGAGGAGGAAUAUUCAGUUAAACUGUCAAUUUUCUGGUACUAAUCGAUUUACAAAUUUAGUAUCUACUAAGUUUAAACCUCGCGGAACGUGUAGUUGGCGCCCCUAAUAUUGUAUCCAAAUUUCCCAUACAUGCAAGUUGGCUGUAACAACUUGUCCAAAAUAAAGCGCCUGUAUCGCAUGUCCAUCACAGAUUGAGAGGGGCGAUGGCAGGCCGCGCUGACGGAAAUUAUGGUAUUAAACCAUGCCUAAAAUCUUUCUCGAGUUAUCACUUAGUAAGUGCACAAAUUUUUACGUAUUUCCCAAUUGUGGUUCAGGCGUGAUGCUGGCAGACAUUUAGCAAAGUUUGUUCUUAUUUGGAGCAUUCCAAGACAACUUCCUCAUCCGACGAUGGUCCAAAGAUUCACCCCUCAGAAUGUUUUCCAAAGAAAAUUUGGUCUGGAAAUUGAUGAUCCAUUAGCUGUUCUACUGAAUAUUAAUCCUUAAAGAAGUUAUUUCCUGAUAAGGGAAAAUUACUAUUAUCAUUAAAACUUUCCUAUAUGUUGUUUUUUAAAACAAUAUCUUUAUUUUGCUUAUUAUUACGUUUGCGAUUCCGCUUUAGUUGGUUUGUAAAUAUUGUAAUUUUUUAGUGAAGAUUUGGAGUUUAAAAUGAUGUUGAAUGCUUCAUUUUAAUCAAGGAGAAAUAUAUCGUUGCCCGUCUAUUUCUUACAAUGUGUAAGAAAAAUAUAUUGUGUUAUUUUCGAUCAAAAUCAUUGCAUCAUCAUCAUUAUAAAUGAUGUGAACAAAAAAGAAUUAGGCAAUGUUAUGAUUUAGUGUAAUGUUUUAGUUUGUAUGGUGAACAAAACUAUCAGGAUUCACGCUGUCAUUUCCAAGUAUCGACCAUUCAUAUUCUAAAUACGUAGCAGAAAUAUGUACAAUGAAAUAUACUCAUCUCCGAUUGUAUCAUUUUAUUGUAUGUAUUUUAAACAUAGCGGCAGAAAUAUUUUUUGGCUAGAAAAUAAAAGAAGAGAAUUUUUGAUGCUAGCUGAAAGCAUUCCAGUUAUUUUUAUAAUGUAAUCCUGUAUUUAUUUUAAUUCCAUGUAUUUAUAUUAAAAAUACCUGAAACGAAAGGUAUGGUGGAUUUUUGUAACUGUUAAUAUAGCAGGACACAAGAUAUGUAAAUCGUCACAUAAGCUGAUUAGUUCCGAAAUAGAAUAGAAAUGUAUCUUUUUACAAAAUCUGCUAUAUUUUUGGUUAUUAUUCAAUCAACUAAAAACUAGAGGUAAAUGUUGGAAAUUUAGUUUAACAUGUUUCUCUAUUGUCGAACUUAUAACUACUGUGGCAAGAUAUAGUAUCACAUGCUUAAGGACCUACUAAAAGCUUGAAGAGGGAAAAAAUCGAUUUUUACUGGAAAAUAUUAUGCUACUGAUAUUCCACAAAGUUUAUCGCAGUCUUUUUCCUUGAGAAAUAUUUGCCAGAGGAGUACUUUUGAAAAUUUUAAUAUGCAAAAUGGGUAAUUUUUCCUGUUCACAUUCAGUCUGACAUUCAAGUCAUAUCAAUGUUAUCUUAAUAUUUUAAAUCUGAUUGCUUCUGUAAAGACAUAGACAUCGAGUGGCUCAGCUUAUUUUUGCGCAUAAAAGGUAUUAUUUUAAACCUUGUUUCUAGUUGAUUGGAAUUCGAAUCUAUAAAUAUGUAUGUAUGACAAAGAAGAUGUAAACAGUUAUAAAUAUUAUUUUAUUUUUUUGAAAAUAUAGUUCAUAAAAAUGUGAUAAUGUACAUUCGUAUUUAUAUUAUAUAUUUUGUGUUGUAUAAUUCUAUAAUUUCUUUUAGAAGUAUUACAUUCUGUAUUGCCAUUGCAUAGUCGCCUCCCUAGGUUUGUUGGUAGAUAUGUCAAUAUUCAUAUCAUGAUACUUAAUUUUAUCUAGCUAUGCCAGUGAUGCUCUGCCUGAAAUCAUAUGUGACCAUGUUAGAAGACUCCAAAUUGGUAAUAAGCUUGUGAAGAAGUGAAAUUGAUUUGUAUAUGGUUACAGUCGGACGUUCACAAAUGAGAACCUAUUCACAUAAAACUUACACUUAGGUACAGAAAAUAACAAGAUGUCAAUCAAUUAAUAAAUAAUCUAACAGCAAACCAUUUACUGUAGAUAUAGGCUAGAGGCACUGGUACUAUAUUAAUAUUAAGAUUUCUUUAAACUGUCUUACAUGCAGAGUGGCUAAAUUUAGUCUUCACACUCCAGUAAUUUAAAUACCUGAAUAACUACAAGGAAAAUAUUUCAGAUACAAAAUAGUGUAAAUUGACCUAAACCUUGAACUUGAAGUGAAAUAAGGAAACUCUCAAACCGAGCUAACAGAUUGCCUUUUAAGGUGACACGUCCCUUUUUUAGAUUUCUUUUCAACUUCCUGUUUGCAGCAGUAUUCUAAAUACUUUUUAUCUGAUGAUUUCAUGGUGUGUAUAGAGAUGACUAAAAAACAAUGUUUUUUUUUGUAGAAAAACGCAUUUUUGUGCAUUUUAUUGCGCAUUCUUUCUUCAAUCGGAACUUGUUAACAAAUAUACAUAAGUACAGCUCUGAAAUUGUGUGAAUAUUCCUUUUUUAUGGAAGAAUGAAACGAGUGAUUACUUUUGUUCUUAUCACUUUUCCUUUUGGAAAAAUCUUUGAUUUGCUUGAAGCCUCAUCUCGCAGCAAGUUGAGUUUUCAAGAAAAACAAAGCUUUUUGGAAAAAGAAAAGUGAUAAGAACAAAAGUAAUCACUCGUUUCAUUCUUCCAUAAAAGAAUAUUCACACACAAUUUCAGAGCUGUAAUUAUAUUUGUUAACAAGAUUGAAGAAAAAAUGCACAAAAAAAUGCAUUUUCUGCAAAAAAAAUGAAAACAUUGUUUUUAGUCAUCUUUAUACCACCAUUGAAUUAUCAGAUGAAAAGGAUUUAAAAUAUUACUGUAAACAGGAAGUUGAAAAAAAAUCUAAAAAUAAAGGACGUGCCACCUUAAAGGUGGUCCAGAAUAAGACGGCUAAAUCUGGGAUGCAUAUACAGGAUAAGAAAAUAAUUCCAGAAGUUGUAGAAACGUUCUGCGGAGCUUCCCUACCGAGUUAGUCUCCUAAAGGGUUACAGUAGACAUUGUUUUUCUUUGAAGGACUUUUGAACGGCACUGCUUAAUGCAACGAAAUUUGCCGUAAUGGAGGUUUGCUAAUUUUUUCAGCAGCCUGUAAAACGACCUCAUGCAUCCUGAAAUGAUAUCUGGUUAAUACCAAUGUAAGUAUUUGAGUACCAAGAAUAAUUUAGGUCACAAUCUUUUUCUGCAUUUAUGCUGUAAAUUAUUGGUAGCUGCUUAUGAUAGAUCCGUUUUAUUUGUUCACUUAAUCAUGUUUCGUUUUGUAAUAGCAUAAAGUUAUGUAUAUGUAUAUCAACGCUAGGUUUUUGAUGUUAGAUGUGUACAGUGUUGAGCUUGAAACUGUUAAAGCGGUUUAAAUAUAUUGAAAAAUUUAAAAUAAAGAAGUCAGGAAUAA
Acanthoscelides obtectus is the source of this 6363-nucleotide messenger RNA. The record is from the annotation of a GenBank genome assembly. NCBI's taxonomy places the organism in Eukaryota, Metazoa, Arthropoda, Insecta, Coleoptera, Chrysomelidae.